Molecule: messenger RNA, 2687 nt
Organism: Prionailurus viverrinus (fishing cat)
Lineage: Eukaryota; Metazoa; Chordata; Mammalia; Carnivora; Felidae
Gene: BUD13
Product: BUD13 homolog
Exons: 10
Coding region: 56-2383 (775 amino acids)
Biological process (GO): mRNA splicing, via spliceosome
Cellular component (GO): U2-type spliceosomal complex; RES complex
Molecular function (GO): RNA binding
Source: RefSeq, a predicted model, not a curated record
UUGUUCCAGUCGUGGUGGUGGCCUCGUGCUGGUGCACCACCUGUUGAAAAAGCAGAUGGAUAGACGCACGCAAAACCAUCGUUGCGUUGGCGGAGGGACGCCGGACGUGGCUGCGCCCCUCGUCACCCCGCGGACGCGCUCUCGUGUCAUCCCAGGCCGUUCUCACAGCUCUUCACCACUUCCGGUCCCGGCCCCGCCUCCUCAAGGCCUCUCCGUGCGUUUGCGUUCAAGAAUUUUGUCCCCAGCGCCGAGCCGUCUCUCCGCCCCCGCCGCUGCCAUGGCGGCAGCUCCGCCGGUCUCCAAGGCCGAGUACCUGAAGCGUUAUUUGUCUGGGGCAGGUGCCGGCGUCGAUGGGGCCUCUGAGUCGGGUCGCAGGCGUCGCAGAAAGCGGCCGAAGCCUGGCGGGACCGGCGGCAAGGGAAUGCGGAUCGUGGAUGAUGAUGUGAGCUGGACAUCUAUUUCCACCACUAAACCGGAAAAGGAGGAAGAGGAAGAUGAUGGAGAUUUGCCUGUGGUGGCUGAGUUUGUGGAUGAGCGGCCAGAAGAGGUCAAGCAGAUGGAAGCCUUUCGUUCCAGUGCCAAAUGGAAGCUUCUAGGAGGUCACAGUGAAGAUCUGCCCUCACACAGACACUUCCGUCGUGACUCCCUGGAUUCAUCUCCCCCAAGGAGGGUCCGUCACGACACCCCGGACCCAUCUCCCCCGAGGAGGGUCCGUCACGACACCCUGGACCCAUCUCCCCCGAGGAGGGUCCGUCACGACACCCCGGACCCAUCUCCCCCCAGGAGGGUCCGUCACGACACCCCGGACCCAUCUCCCCCGAGGAGGGUCCGUCACGACACCCCGGACCCAUCUCCCCCCAGGAGGGUCCGUCACGACACCCCGGACCCAUCUCCUCCCAGGAGGGUCCGUCACGACACCCCGGACCCAUCUCCCCCCAGGAGGGUCCGUCACGACACCCCGGACCCAUCUCCCCCCAGGAGGGUCCGUCACGACACCCCGGACCCAUCUCCCCCCAGGAGGGUCCGUCAUACUUCUCUGGAUCCUUCUCCCCUCAGGAAGCCUCAUCGUCAUUCUUCAGGCAUGUCUCCUAGGAGAACCCAUCAUGACACACCAGAUUCAUCUCUUCCUAGGAGGGCCUGUCACAAUUCCUCAGAUAGCUCUGUUCCCAGAAGGGCUCAAAAUAACUCACCUGACACAUCUCAACCUAGAAGGACUCAUGACUCCUUGGACACAUCGCAGCUCAGGAGGGCCCAUCAUAACUCCCCUGAUUUGGCUGCUAGUGUCCCUCAUUCACUGCCCAGACCCAAAAGCAGUAAAGGCCCAGAGAGAGCUUCUAGGAAAACUUCUCCACAUUCGAAGGGGCCGGGACCAUCUCACACAUCAAUCCCAAAGAACAGCAAAUAUGAGUAUGACUCCGACCGUUCUCCUCCACGAAAAAAGCGAGCAAAAUCCCAUAAGCAUGAUUCUAAAGACUCUUCCCCCAGCCAUAGGAAAUUUCAUACAAACUCUUCGCCUAGGAGAUAUCAGAGUCACAUGUUGGACUCUUCCUCCUACCCAGAUGAUAGUCGGAAAGCCUCUGAUUCAGAUCUUUCUCCUCCACGGCAAAAGCGGAGUUCAGGGCACAAAAAUUCUGAUUCAGAUCUGUCACCUCCACGGAAUAGACCUACAUACCGGAGCUCUGAUUCUGACCUGUCUCCACCAAGGAGGAAACAGAGGGCCAAAUCUUCUGAUUCCGAUCUGUCUCCACCUCGAAGGAGUCAGCCUCUAGGAAAGAAGGCUGCACACAUGUAUUCUGGGGCAAGAACUGGGUUGGUGUUAACUGACAUACAGCGAGAGCAGCAAGAGCUCAAAAAACGGGACCAAGAAACUACGGCGUUUGAAGCUGAAUUCCAAUAUGCUGAAACUGUAUUUCGAGAUAAGUCUGGUCGUAAGAGGAAUUUGAAACUGGAACGUUUAGAGCAAAGGAGAAAAGCAGAGAAGGACUCGGAGAGAGAGGAGCUGUACGCUCAGUGGGGAAAAGGGCUUGCCCAGAGCCGGCAGCAGCAACAAAAUGUGGAGGAUGCAGUGAAAGAAAUGCAAAAGCCUCUGGCGCGCUACAUUGAUGAUGAAGAUCUGGAUCGGAUGCUGCGAGAACAGGAAAGAGAGGGGGACCCCAUGGCCAACUUUAUCAAGAAGAAUAAGGCUAAGGAGAACAAGAAUAAGAAAGUGAGACCUCGAUACAGUGGUCCUGCCCCUCCUCCCAACAGAUUCAAUAUCUGGCCUGGAUAUCGCUGGGAUGGAGUUGACAGAUCCAAUGGAUUUGAACAGAAGCGCUUUGCCAGGCUUGCCAGCAAGAAGGCGGUGGAGGAACUUGCCUACAAGUGGAGUGUUGAGGAUAUGUAACUUUUCUGAGGCUGUGGGGCGGCUGUGGGUUGUGGUAGUGGACAUAGGGCAGCCAGACAUCCAGCUGUAACAGCUGUCUAUGCUAGUAAUCAGGGUCCACACAGACCAGCAACCUGAAUGCCAGUUUUGACUACAGAAGAAUAUUUUGAGACCUGAUGUUUGGACUGAGGCACCUGUACUUCUCAGGUGUUCCAACACUGGCGAUUGCUGGCCUUCAGAGGAAGCAUUGCAUUUUCAGUGUCCCAGAGUUUGUUCUUGGUUAGGGUUUUUCUUUUUUAAUAAACAUACAUUUAUUUUUUCACAA